This is a messenger RNA of Eupeodes corollae, 2327 nucleotides long. RefSeq names its product arginyl-tRNA--protein transferase 1 (gene Ate1). Bases 224 to 1828 code for a protein of 534 amino acids. Gene Ontology annotation, cellular component: cytoplasm. The record is from RefSeq and is a predicted model, not a curated record. Gene Ontology annotation, molecular function: arginyl-tRNA--protein transferase activity. Lineage: Eukaryota; Metazoa; Arthropoda; Insecta; Diptera; Syrphidae. The transcript has 10 exons. Gene Ontology annotation, biological process: protein arginylation.
GCUGUGCGCUCAAUCACAAAGGAAAAAGUGAAAAUUUGGAAAUACAAAAUUUUCUUUGCUCUUCAAGUCAAGGAUUAGUAAUUUACUUUCGUUUCCAAAACUAAUUUUAUUCAAAGAAUAAAUAAAUCAUAUUUAAGCAUAACUAACAAAAAUAAAACAUCUGUUAAAAAAAUUUGAUCGCAAACGUAAUUAAUUCAAUUAGGAUUUUUAAUUUGUGUGUCUAAUGGAACCAACAAUAAUAAAUUAUUAUGGUAAACAGACAAGCAGGUGCGGCUAUUGCAAGAAUGUCGAAUGCAGUAAUUCUCAUGGAAUGCAUGCCUACAACUUAGCGCCUCAAGACUAUCAAGAUUUAAUCGAUCGGGGCUGGAGACGAUCUGGACAUUAUUGUUAUAAGCCUAAUAAUAAAAACACGUGCUGCCCAUGCUAUGCUAUACGGUGUGAUACAAAUGAGUUUAAACUAUCAAAGUCUCACAAAAAAAUUCUAAAACGCAUGACAAACUUCCUUCGGGAUGGCAAGAAGAAUAAAACUGAAGAAUCUACAAAUACCAGCUCAUCAGCUACAACCAGCCAGACAAGCUCUGAACAAGUCCAAAAUAAUGACCCCGACGACAUCGGCAGAGGCUCUAUUCGUGAAGAGCCUCAAGCUCCCAACGUAGCAAUUAGGGAAGUUAAUAUGGAAGCUGUGGUUAAGGCGAAUCCACAACAAACAUUUUCAAUUCCCGAACAGAAAAAAUCCUCUGAAGUAUUGAUAGUUGGAGCUUCGGCAAACUCGAGUUCAUUAGAUGGAUCAAAAAAAUCUUUUGACGAAUCAAAACCACCUUGCAAAAAAGCAAAACAAAUGCGUAAAGAACGUAAGGAGGCCAAAAUGAAGGCAAAAGCAGCAGAAACAGCAGAAGCUGUAGUAGAUCCAAUAACAGAGCAACAACAAUUAAAAUCAAAUAAGAACCAGAACCAAAAUCGAGAAAAAACCCUUAAGGAUUUCGUGAAUUCUGCUUCACCAAAUGAUUGCCACAAACUAAAGUUGAAAUUGGUAAACGUAUCAAGUAAACAAUUUCCUGCUACGUUGAAGGAUUCAUAUGGAUUAUAUGAACGUUAUCAACGAACUAUACACAAUGACCCGCCGGAGGGUUUGAUGGAGUAUUUAGGAUUUUUACAGAGGUCACCGUUGCAGCAUACAAAAUCGCCCGGUGGACCAUCAUGUGGAUAUGGGUCAUUUCAUCAGCAAUACUGGUUAGAUGACAAGUUAAUAGCUGUGGGAGUCAUUGAUAUCUUGCCAUUGUGCGUGAGUUCUGUGUACUUCUUCUAUGAUCCCGAUUACAGUUUUCUGUCGUUGGGAACCUAUGGAUCUCUGAGAGAAAUCGAAUUUGUUCAGCAGUUGGUCGAAACAGUACCAACACUCAAAUAUUAUUACAUGGGAUAUUAUAUACAUUCUUGCCCAAAAAUGAGAUAUAAAGGAAAACUCGUUCCAUCUUACUUGCUCUGUCCUGAAACUUACACAUGGAAUCUUUUGACAAAUGAAAUGCGACAGCAACUUGACUUACAAAAAUACCUACGAUUAAACAAUGACCCUGAAGCAAACGACGUGGAUGAUUUCUUAGAGACCCAUCUAGAUCUUGUUAUGUUAUUGAUUGAAAACAAUACCUGCGUCACUUACCGCGAGUACAUUCAGUCUUUUAAUAUUGAGACGAUAGACACUAUGUUGGACAUGAUCAGGAGUAGAUUGUAUAAAGAGAUCACUGGUGAAGUUGAUGACCGUGAAUCGAUUCUAGAAUACGGAAAAUUAGUUGGUAAAACUUGUGCCCAUCGCAUGCUGUAUGUUAAGGUUUAAAAAUAAUUAUAUGCAUCUUACAUCUUUUAAGAGAGACAGUGUUCAGUUUUCAAUCAAUUAAUGUUAUUAAUGUUUUUUCAAUAUUAUAAUAAAUUAAAAAUAUUUUCAUGUAAAAUGUAACUUGUUGAACAAAGCUACACGGUAAUGAUAAACAAAAAAGAUAAAAGAUAAAAAUUGAAUAAAAUUUUACUGUCUGAGAUAAUACUUUUAACUUAAAUUUAAAUUUAUAAUUAAAUUAAUAAACAGAACAUAAUAUUUAUAAUGGACCUAAUAUUAAUAAAGUGAGAAAAUGUUCGUUCUUUUAAACGUAAUGCAAUUAGUUUUUAUGCAUGUUAAUUUAAAUUUAAAAAUAAAAUACAUAAUUGUAACACCCCGCUUACACAUUAUAUCUCUGAGUUAAAUUAAAAUGAAACAAAUUUAUUUAAAAUUUUCCCUCAAUAAAAACUAUUUGUUUUCUCUGAUCUGAUUUUUGGUAAUAAUAAUUAUAUCCUUACAUCAA